Molecule: messenger RNA, 336 nt
Organism: Olea europaea var. sylvestris
Lineage: Eukaryota; Viridiplantae; Streptophyta; Magnoliopsida; Lamiales; Oleaceae
Exons: 1
Coding region: 1-336 (111 amino acids)
Source: RefSeq, a predicted model, not a curated record
AUGGAGAUCAAGGAUAUGAAGGAACUCAAAUGGCCUGUCAGAAUGAGGUCACCACCCGAAUCCAGGGACAUGAACAAGUACUGUGAGUUCCAUCGGGAUCAUGGGCAUACCACGGAGAACUGUAAGGCCCUGCAACGGGAGAUUGAAGCCCUUAUUAAAAGAGGACUCCUGAGUUCCUACGUCGAUAAUGAUAAACGCCCGAGGAACGAUCGUGGUAGGGAAAAAGCCCCUGAGGCAAAAAGGGAUGGUCAACCCACUGCUGGAACCAUCAAUAUCAUCAUUGGGGGUAUUGCCUCGGGAGGAGACUCCAACAGUGGAAGAAAACAAAAUGCCUGA